This is a messenger RNA of Drosophila kikkawai, 5408 nucleotides long. RefSeq names its product combover (gene cmb). The record is from RefSeq and is a predicted model, not a curated record. NCBI's taxonomy places the organism in Eukaryota, Metazoa, Arthropoda, Insecta, Diptera, Drosophilidae.
CACUCCUUUUGUCAGCUGUCUCGGCAAAUAAAAAAAAAAAAAACAAAGUUUGAGUACAACAAAAAAAUAUACAUAGUAAAAUUUCCUAGUUUCCGAAAGUUUGUACCAAUCGCGUAUACAAUUAGUUAUUGUUUUUUAAGUUUUUAUAAUGGCGCCGCCUCUGAAGCAGGCCGCCGACCACGGCAGCAGCGCCAGCAGCAACAACAACUCCGUGGGCGGAGCAACCGGCGCCGUGCCCAAGCAACAGCAGCAGCUCCAAGUGAAUGGAGCUUCCACAGGCGGAACAGCGACCAACAGAUCCGCACGCUCCCGGCGUCAGCAAGAGCACUUGGGCGAGCCGGACAUGGACUUCGUGGAGCCGCUGCAGCGGGAGACGCUGAAGACGCUGAACGAGUUGCUUCAGCGCGCCCGCAUCACCAACGGCCAGAUCCGAACCCAGGAGGAUCAGCUCUCAGGCAUCAGCUCCACGGAAACCAGGCCACCGGCACAGCAGCAGCGCGAGGUCCUGCGUCAAUUGGCGGCGGAACACAGCAGCAGCUACGACUCAUCAGAGCAACUGCAGGAGCAGCAGCAGCGCUAUCGCUUCCCCGUGCGACCCGUCCAGCGCGUCCAGCAUCAGCCGUCGACAACGUCAUCAUCCACUGCUCUAGCGGCCCCCGGAUCCUCCUCGUCGACCCUGCAGCGUCUGCGUCAGUCGACGCCCCCGAAUGCCGCAGUAGGCGUGGUUAUACCAAACGCCACCACCAGCAACGGAAACGUUAACGGCAACUUUAGCGGCACAGAGGAGCAGCAGUCCGGCCUGCAGACACUUGUCCACCGCCUGCUCAGUCUACCCGGUCUAAGCUCCAGAAGCGAAGCCGGUCGUAGCCAGGUUGAGGUGUGGCGCUCCAUGCUGGAGUUGGUAGACAAUCUGAACAGCAACAGACAGCCGUCCAGUGCGAAUCCUGUGGAGGAUAUUUACAAUAUGGUGCACGAGAUCAAUCCCAGCGCCGAGCAGGACGAGGGCAUCGUCAAUUCGACUAGCUUGGAGGAUGUUGCAUUAAGCGAGAUGAGCGACAACCGUGCCCAGUCCAUUCAGUCCUUGCACAGCGUCCUGGAAACGCCCACUCCUGACACAACGCCCACCUUCGAUGAGCUGCAGCAGCGGCUAGAGGCUUCCAACCGGAAUAUGCAGCAUUUGCAGGACGAGCAGGCCAAGCUUCUGCAUAUCCAGAACCUGGCCAAGUCCCACCUCACCGAGAUGGAGCAGCUGCGCCAGCAGGCCGAUCAACUGCCCCACACCAGCAACGGCGGGGAGGCGCCCAAGUAUGAGUCGGUGCAGCAGGUCCAGGACGACAUGGCCUCCCUGGUGGGUCGCAUGAAGAAUCUCACCGCUUUUAUUCACAACCAGAACGAGCUGAGCACUGUGCUGGGGGAUGAUGGCCCAGAGAUCCUGGCUGAGCAGCAGGCCUUGCAGGAGAAGCUGGAGGCUCUGCGCAGCCAGCGGGCAGAUAUGCGCAAUCUUGUGGAUGAGCUCAACAGCAUCAAUCGCACAGCCAGGGAGACAGCCAGGCCUGUUAGGGAGGAAACUCCCACACCACCGGCCAAGCCAGCUCAAGCUCCUGCUCCUACUCCAGCUCCUGCUCCUGCUCCUGCUUCAGCUCCUGCCAAGGAGCGUGUUGUCCCAGUGGAGUAUACACGGAACGUGCCCAUCAUGCGGCAAGAGGCGGCCAAUGCCGCCCAGCGAGCCCUCCAUGCCCAGAACAUGAUCAACAAGAAGACGGCCGACAUCGAAGCCCUCAAGGCCCAAAUGGCCAAGCUGAAGGGCAUGCUGAACACGGUGAGCCAGAUCGAGGAGAGCGUGCCCGCCAUGGGUGCGGCCCUGGAGCGGCGGAGCGAGGAGCGCACAAGCGUGGAACGCGAACUUCCAGCUGAAAUUGCUCAGCGUGUGUUUGCCCUAAACGAUGUCACCUCCGAGCUUCGUGCCGAGGCAGCCAGCCUGCAAAAGGAGCGGGAUCGCAUCUUGGCCCUCAAGGCGGAAAUCGAGCGACGGAAACAGCAGGCCGCUGCCGCUGUCCAAAUGGGCGAGGAGGCCUUGAAGAGGAGUAGUCUCACUCCCACACCCACCCCCAUGAGGCAACAGCAGGUAGCACAGGAGGAGGAGGACGAGGAGGAAGAGGAUGAGGAUCCAUCUUCGCUGCAGGCCACGCCUAGCAAGGAGCAAUUGCGCGACGAGCUGCGCCUGCAGUGCGAGCGCUUGCGCAAGGAGUACGAACAGAAGCAGCGUGAGCUGGAGCAGCGCUAUGUGGCCAGCAACAACACCACCUCCGAAGCGGACGACGAGGGCAACGACGACACCGACAGCGACAAAUACUUUGCCAAUGCGCGCACUGCCUCCUCGGCUACGCUCAAGCGAGCCGCCUCGGCCAACACAGUGGUGGAGCAGCGCCGCAGCCAGCCGAGUGGGACACAGCCCCCGGCGCCACCGGCACCUCCGGCACCUCCGUCCACGCUCAACGAAGACGAUCUGAAUGUGACCAUCGAUACCUUGUCCCUGGGAAACGACAGCCUGCCUUCUAGCAGCAGGUCGCAGUACAUGCCGCCGCCGAUGCCACCAGUUCCGGGAAUGUGGGCCUCGCACAAUUCUGGCACAUCCUGGCAUGGCCAGCAACCGAUUUAUGGCCAGGCCAGCACCAAUGCCGGAACAGAGUUCAAGCCAACGCCGGCAGCUACCCAGCUGGGCUCCUCAAAUGCCUCAGGAUCGAACGCCUCGUCCGAUGCCAUGCUACUUCAGCAGUUCAUGCAGACGCAGCAGAUGCUCAUCAACUCGGUGUGCCAGUGCAAUCAGACGCUAUGGCACCAGCAGAGGGAGAUUGACAACCUCAAUACUCAGAUACAUGCGCUCCAAGAUCGCCUGAGCGUGGUGGCCUGCCAGGAUCACGGCUUCGGCCUGCGCUCCGAGUCAGUGCCGCCUCCGAAUCUCAAUGUGGGCCCGGGUCUUGGCCAAACACCCAACAACUUGUGUUUGGGCAGCAGCCGCGCCCAGUCGGAGCAGCUCUAUGGGUUUAGCGCUCAUCAGAGUGCCUUCAGUAACUAUCAGCGCAGCUGUCACCGCACUGGGGGGGAUCCUCAUCAUCAUCAGCAGCCGCCGCAGCAGUUUCUCAACAAUGCCGCUCCUCCGCCACCGCCCACGCACUACAACAACGAGACGCCUCUGUCGCCGCCCACCUACCGCUCGAGUCCCGGUCCCAUCUUCAUGAACCACCACAAUAACACGAUCCAUCAGAACAAUGCGAAUCUUCGCACCCAAAACCAGUAUGCCAACAAUUUGCACUCGCUGCCCGAGGGAGCGGGCGGAGCCCCUGGAGGAGGAGGAGGAGUAUCUGCCGGAGCUGGUGUCACCCUGAACAACCAGGUGCCGCCAGGUAAUCGGGCCAAUAACUACUGGGACAACUUCCGCAGCCAUUCGCGCCAGAAUCUUCUCUCCAACAAGAGCAACGAGGAGCUGAACGUGGACCUUCAACUAUAUCGCCGACAGCGAGCCCGUCCCAGCUACUUUCAACCCUCGCAGCUCCUGGGCGCCCUGCCCUCCGCAAGGAAUGGCUUAAUCCACCAACAGCAACAGCAGCAGCAGCGUCGCCAGUUCUUUGAGUCGCCACUCACCACCGCCUUGCCUGGCAGCAAUAAUCUCAACAACAGCGGCGGCAGUGCCAGAAAGCGAGACUGGCGCGAGGAUCCUGGAUCACAUGUGGAUCGAGAUCACGAAGACGAGGACAUGGACGAUGUGGAGGAGAACCACGACAAUGUCAUCUUUGGUGCCGGGCGACGUCGCAAUCGUCGUCGUCCCCAGCUUUCUACGCUGCGGGAUGAAGACCCCGAGCAAGCCAACUCCUCCAAUCUAAACAUGAACGUCAACUAUGGCAACAGUCCGCUCUACCAGAGGAACAAGGUGCCGGCCAAGCCCAGCACCUCUGCGGUUUCGCUGACUCCCCUCCAGCAGCGUCACCUUCGUUUUGAUUUUGAGUUGCCGGCUCAGUACAUGGAAUUCGAGAUGCCACAGGUGGCGGCAGACACUACUCCCCUGCUCGGUCAAGAAGCCACGCCUGCAGACGAGUCCAAUGCCUUGGAGCAGACAGAGGAGACGGCUUCCGAAGAACUGAAUCGAAAUCUGUUGGUCAAUGCUUUGAAAAACGACAAGUUCACCACCAAGUUUUACGAGUCUAUCAAGGAGGAUGUCUACCGCAGGCUGGAGACGCUCUUCGAGCAGCAACAGCAACAGCAUCAACUGCAGCAGUCCCAGGAGCCGCAUAGUCUGCGGAAGGCCCUCAAUCAAGAGGAGAACGAGCCUGCGGGAGAUGCGGAAGAAGAUGCUGAUGCUGAUGCGGAGGCCACCGAGAGUCGCAGUGAAACCCCGCUGGAGGUGAUGCGCCUGCAGCUGGACAGCGAACGGCCAGAAGAUGAGAAGGCAGCGGCCGUAAAACAGCUGACUGUGGUCAUCCCUCAGAACGGCCAUGACCUAGAGGAGAGCGAGACCAGUCCCUCGGAGGAACCAACUGCCGCGAGUACCGAGAAUCACGAGCUAUCUGAUCUCUGGAGCUAUCACUGUGCCAAGCUUAACCAACUGCGUCUUUAUUGCCAGCAAAUGCUCCAGGUGCCGGUGGAACCGGUGGCUGGUUCAAGGCUGGAUGCCUGCUCUAUUGUCGAGGUGACGCCGGAUCACGAGCUGAUAGAGUACAUCAUCCGGCGCAUUCGCAACCAGACGCACAACAACACCGUUAUCAAUGACUCCCUGCUGGCCGAGGUCUCCAAGCUGACGGCCACUGCUGCCCAGAACUCGGCCGCCAAUUCCCCACUAAUCUCGCCCAAACGCAUUUACGCCAAGAUAAAGAAGAUGGACAUGCCGCGGCAGCGUGAUGAGUUCCUGCUCUGGUACCGUUCCUACCUGGAGCAGCUGUUUGUGGUGGAGCAGCCGCAUCAGGGCGGCUGCAAGGUGAAGUCCCAGGAGCCGUCCCCUCUUGAAAGUCCCACCAAGAAGCAGGCAAACAAAAGGGAACGCGAACGCGAGCAGGACUCUAACAACGAUGCCGACCUGGCCGAGGCUGACCAGAAGAACGUCUCCGCUUCGGGCAGUGGCGACCAGGAGUGCGAGAACAAUGAGAAUCCUGACGAGGAGGCGGAUGGAGGAGAGCCCACAGGCGACUCCACCUCGGGCGUGGAGAAGACGGACGUCAGUCUGGACUAGCCGCAGGUUGCGGCCAAGCCACCACUACACACACAUUCCUAAGCUCACAACAGAUACUUCAUCAACUCAAUUUCAGCUCUUAAAUCCUUGUUAUCCUUUUGUCCCAAGUUUUCAUUUCAUUUACGUUUAGUUUUUAUUUUUAUCAUUAAAUUAUGUAACAAUAAUAAAUAUAUAUUUACACACCGAA